Molecule: messenger RNA, 4777 nt
Organism: Drosophila guanche
Lineage: Eukaryota; Metazoa; Arthropoda; Insecta; Diptera; Drosophilidae
Gene: ssh
Product: protein phosphatase Slingshot
Exons: 7
Coding region: 439-4194 (1251 amino acids)
Biological process (GO): negative regulation of actin filament polymerization; protein dephosphorylation; actin cytoskeleton organization
Cellular component (GO): cytoplasm
Molecular function (GO): protein tyrosine/serine/threonine phosphatase activity; actin binding
Source: RefSeq, a predicted model, not a curated record
UAGUGGGCCGUGUUAUCGAUUAGAAAUGGCGUCCUCACUGUCUUUCUUUUAUGAAAAAUUCGUGUAGUCGUAUUUACAAUUUAUCAACGUUGUGUGUGUUUGUCAAUUAUAAGGACGAGUGCGGGCUAUUCUCGUCUCACACUCUUGACCGAUUAGCGCAACAGCCAUAAUCUAAGUGUUUUUAGUGCGGUACAUAACGGCGACGACGUGCAAGCAGGGCGCCGAGUGCAAAAACAACGGCCAGCAGCAGGCAGCGAAACGAAAAUGCAUUUGUGACUGACACAAACACACACACACACCCAUCCAGAUAGACAGACAGAAAGACACAGAAGGGACACCCUGAAACAGCAAGGAUAGCGAAGGAGAAGGCAAAGUCGUAGCGAAGGCAGGAGGAGGCGACGACCGCUGCUCCAUCAUCAUCAGCAGCAGCAACAACAAAUGGCGCUUGUGACGGUGCAGCGCUCCCCAAGUGUGGCUGGCUCGGGCUCGAAUUCGGUGAGUGAUGGCGAGGCCGAUGACGACGAAGGCAAUAGCAAGAACGAAAAGAGCGAAUGCUUCUUUGCUGGCAAAGGAACCGCCCUGGUAUUAGCGCUUAAGGAUAUACCGCCACAGCAGCAAGCGGAACGUAGGCUGAGCACGGACUCGACGCGUUCCAGUAACAGCACACAGAGCAACAACUCCGACAUACAGCUCCAUUUGCAGUCAAUGUUCUUUCUGCUGCAGCGUGAGGACACGCUGAAGAUGGCUGUCAAACUGGAGUCGCAGCGUACCAAUCGCACACGUUACCUGGUGAUUGCCUCGCGCAGUUGCUGCCGUCGGACUGCCACCAGCGAGCGUCGCCGCAAUAAGAUAAUGCGUCACAAUUCGGCAAAGGUCAGCUCCUCCACGUCCUCGGCCAACAGCAGCGCUUCGGUGGUGACAACACAGCGGCAGCAUUCAGAGGACGUUGCACCUUCAGCAGCCAGUAAAUGUGAUAAAACAGCGGACAAGGAGAAUGUAGCAGCUGCCGGCGACAACAAGAAUAUCUCGGGCAUGGAGGAGUCCUGCCUGCUGGGCAUCGAUUGCAAUGAGAGGACGACAAUCGGUCUGGUGGUGCCCAUCCUAGCAGACACCACCAUACACCUGGAUGGCGAUGGCGGCUUCAGCGUGGCCGUCUUUGAAAAGACACACAUCUUCAAGCCCGUAUCGGUGCAGGCCAUGUGGUCAGCGCUUCAGACGCUGCACAAAGUAUCGAAGAAGGCUCGUGAAAACAACUUUUAUGCGAGCGGCCCCUCGCACGAUUGGCUAUCCAGCUACGAGCGACGCAUUGAGUCGGAUCAGUCGUGCCUGAAUGAGUGGAAUGCCAUGGAUGCGAUAGAGAGUCGUCGCCCACCCUCACCAGAUGCCAUAAGGAAUAAGCCAACCGAGAAGGAGGAAACUGAAAGUGUCAUUAAAAUGAAGUUGAAAGCAAUCAUGAUGUCCGUGGAUCUGGAUGAGGUUACCUCCAAGUAUAUACGCGGACGCCUCGAAGAGAUACUGGACAUGGAUCUGGGCGAAUACAAGUCGUUCAUUGAUGCCGAAAUGCUUGUCAUACUCGGCCAAAUGGAUGCACCCACAAAGAUAUUCGAGCAUGUGUAUUUGGGUUCCGAGUGGAAUGCCAGCAAUCUGGAGGAGCUCCAAAAGAAUGGCGUUCGCCAUAUUUUGAAUGUGACGCGGGAGAUAGAUAACUUUUUCCCUGGCACUUUUGAGUACUUUAACGUGCGUGUUUAUGAUGAUGAGAAGACAAAUCUUCUCAAAUACUGGGACGACACAUAUCGUUAUAUUACACGGGCCAAGGCCGAGGGCUCCAAGGUGCUGGUGCAUUGCAAAAUGGGCGUGAGUCGUUCAGCUUCUGUGGUGAUAGCCUAUGCGAUGAAGGCCUACAAGUGGGAGUUCCAGCGUGCGCUGGACCAUGUGAAGGAGCGGCGUAGCUGCAUCAAGCCGAACAAGAACUUUCUCAGCCAGUUGGAGACUUACAGCGGCAUGCUGGACGCCAUGAAGAACAAGGAGAAGCUGCAGCGCAGCAAGAGUGAGACGAAUUUGAAGAGCACAAAGGAUGCGCGACUGUUGCCUGGCAGCGAGCCCACGCCACUGAUACAGGCACUCAAUCAGGCCAAGUCCAAGUUGAGCGGCGAGGCGGGAGUUGUCACACCCGAGGAGGAGGAGGAUGAGGGUGCGGGGAAGGACAUACGACACUCGCGUCUCCAUCGUCGAUCGAGCGCACAAAAGCAGCGACGCAUGGUGCGACGCUCGAGCAGCACCUCCCCGAAGACGCAGACAGCCGUUGUCACCAAGCAGCAGAGCCAAUCGAUGGAGAACCUAACGCCGGAGCGCAGCGUGGCGGAGGAGCCAAAGAAUAUGCGCUUCCCCGGCAGCAAUGGAGAGAACUACAGCGUCACCCAGAACCAGGUGCUGCACAUCCAGAAGCACACGCCUCUGUCGGUGCGCACACGCGUUCAUGAUCUCGAGGCGCAUCGCUCGGAUCAGUUGCCGUCACAGCAGUCGCCGUCACUGUCGCAGUCACAGCAAGGCCCCGUGUGGACCUCACUGACCAAGCUAAUCACUCAAACGUCGCACUUGGGAGGCAAUGCAGGAGCAGGAGGAGGCAGUGGAAGUGGCAGCAGCAGCGGCAGCGUAAUGCCUCGUAGAGAUUCAAGCUCCUCGGAUGUGUUCUCCUCGCAGGUGGACAAUGUCUUUGCCAAAGAGGAGCGGGAGAAGCGACAGCGUCGCAAGACACAUUCGUGGACAGAGUCGUUUGGACCCAGUGGCGGAAUUAUACUGGAUGCCGCACCACAGCAGCAGCAGUCACAAUCCAUCAUGCUGCGGCCACGCGGCCUGCGGCAGCGGGAACCGCCGUCGCGCCACUCCAGCUGGGGGUCGGGCGACAAUCGGAGCAGUCUGCCGCUGCGCACAAGCUCCUGCAGCUACUACGACAGCAACCGCAACACCACGGCCAUCUUUGAGGGUGAGAUCCAAGAUCUGAAGCGAAGCAGCAGCAGCAGGAGCAGCAUUGACCCAAAAUCUGCCAGCAACUGCAAUGUGAGCGAGGCAGGAAGUGGCCAGCUGGGGACAGUCAAGCGCACCAAGCAGAAGCUGGAGGAGAGCACGGUGCUAAAGAAGCGCUGCCCAGAGGAUGCCCCGGAACAGGAGCAAGAGCUGGAUGCCAGCGUAGGAGAUGCUGCUGCUGUUGUUGGUGGUCAGAAAAGGUGUGCGACCCUCUAUCGGAGCGCCUCGUCGGCCAACAGUCCCAGACAGCGGCAGCCACUGCGCUGCAACAGCGAGGAGCUGAUGCACACCAGCGAUAUUGAGAACAAGAAUACAACCAGCGAUCUUGACGCGGCAACUACGGCGGUGGUACUGCGUGUGGGUCCCAGCCAGACGCUGGCUGAGGAUCAGCGAAUUUCGGGCAAUGUGCAAAUACUCAAGCAAAACUUUGAAGCCAAAGCGGCAGUGAUUGGCGUGGGUUCGGCAGCGACUGUGGCAACGACAAGCAGUACUCCAGCAGCCACUAGUGUUGCUGCUGCAACAACAGCUGCCCCACAGAUGGGUGGCAAGAAGACGACGUCCCAUCAGUCACUGCCCUCGUCGCCAGUUGCUCAGCACGCGAAUCAUGUGUCCUCCUCCAGCUCCUCCUCAACGUCGAACUCGUCCGAUUCCAGCGUAAGCGAAAAUUGUGAUCGUAAUGUAAAAGGUCUAGUGCAUAAAUAUCAAACCACUUCCUGCAGUAGCCAAGCUGCGAGCCAGACUGCAGUCAACGUCCCGCCUACAACCAACACACUGCCGCCGCCGCCGCCGCAAGCGUCUCAGCCAUUAACCGCCAGCCACAUCCACAACAACAGUACUAACACCGGCACCACAACAAAUGCCACCAAUAGCUACAAGCAACGCCCGCGCUCCUACUACGAUCGCUCCUCGCUGUCGAACAAAACGCACGAUUACAGCGAGAGUCGACCGCCACCCGCACCUGCCAGACUCACUGCCAGCGUUAACUAUAGUAGCAGCAGUGGCGGGAGCGGCCACACCAGCCACGUGCAGCUGCCACAACAGCAGUCUGAGCAGCAGCAGCAUCAGCAAGUGCAGAUACGGCGUCUGGCACAGCAUGGAAAGACCCAUCCUCUCACUAGGCUAAGUACACCAAAGCCAGGCUUCAAUACGGCUGCAUACAACACCAUGUAACGAAAUGCUAUUUUUACUUACUCAUCCAAACAAGCUCCACAUACCACACCAUUUCACACUUACCAUAAUAGCCACUAAGGAUCACCCGAGCAUUGUUUUGCUUUACGUAUUUAUAUUUUCAAUUCGCCAUCAAACGCUUUUGUCCUAUGUUACUGUCAUACCCGCAUACCAUAAUACAUGUCAUGGUGGUGAAAUUACUACAGGGUGACCACUAUCCCUUUCCAGCGCUUGUCUUUUUGAUCGUGUUGAAUAAGUUAGUGGACAACGUCACGUUGUUAGUAGUUUCACCAUGAACGUCAUACUGUCCUCUCAAUAAUGUGUAAGCUUGUGUGUAGUAGUGCGUCUCAUAUGUUUUGUGAAGACCGACCCCGACUCGACCCAACCCGACCGACCGAACCAAACCGACGAUCCGCAAUCUUAAAACUGUGUGAAGAGUGCCGUCAGGGACUAUAAAACAAAAAACAAAACAAAAACCUAUGAAAUUGAAACUGUAUUUGUACUUUUAAAUUACUUGUAACUGUAUACAUAUUUAUUUUAUAUUAUGCAAGAACUGCCUACGAAUAAACGAAAUUUUCUGUAUAUA